UAUUGAAAUGUUUGCCUCUAUGAAAUGCAUCAGACUUAAGUCAGCUUUCCUUCCUGCUCACAUGCUAGUGGCAACUCUUACUCCUCUUCACAGUAUGGGAUUUUUAAGAUCAAAGGAAUGAGCCCUAGGCAAAAACUGAGACAGCAGGAAGGCAUUGUAACAACUGGAAGGUUUUCCAAAUUGGCAAAUUUGCAGUAUUAUUUCUGCACAGAAGUAAAAGCUUCUCUACGUCCCUAUGGAUAUCGGGGAGAACAGGCAUUCCAACACUGCACAUCAGAUGAUCAACUUCAAAAUGACCUUGAAGAAGUUCGAAGAACUGGUUGAACAAAUAGCAGCCCAGAAAAGAGAUGAAAGAGCAGGACUAACUAUCCAAAAGGAAGAUGCAAUUGAUUAUGACAAGUUUUAUGCAUCAGUACAGGAACUCUUUGGUCCAGAAGUGAAGAAUCAAGAUGUGAAAUGCUAUUACAGGAAACUCUGCAACAGCCCUGAGGCAUCAAUAGACUGGUGUGAGAUCUUUGGAUACUUCUCCUCUGAAGAAGAUUCUCUAGCUUCCCAGAUAGAUGAAGAAAAUUUGGUUUUCCUUGUGUCUAGGAAAGAGCGAAUUGUCAUUUCAGGUAGUAGAAGACGAGACGUGAUUAAGUGCAUUGUCAAGGUUCCUCAAUUGGAUUUACUAAUAACAGCUACUCAGAAAGGAGUAAUAACAGUCUUUAACAACCGGAUGAGAAUUCAGACCAGCACCAAUGUUACCGAUACCUCCUGGAUUACAGGAUGUGAUUACCUCCCACAGCUGAAACGAAUCGUAGCCACUACAGAAAGGACCAUUAUUGUCUGGGAUUAUAAAGCCCAGGGGAGCAGCCAGGAAAACUAUUUUGUCAUAAAGCCUAUGGACCACUGUCUCCUGUGUGUGUGUGUGGUGCCUCUGGCUGAACAGCUCUGCCGAGACGACAUCCUCUUAGGGGAUGAUGGGGGUUUUGUGAGUAGAUUCACAGUCAAUAGUGAUGACUUUGGACUAAAGCAGGCAAAAUUCCAAAAGAAAUUACAAAAUCAGGUCUUAGAGUCAAAGAACUUUAAAAGCGUUAAAAGAAAGCUACAUAAUGACUGGGUUAUGAAAAUUAGAUAUAUUCCAGCCCUAAAUUGCUUUGGCUCCUGCUCCUUAGACAGUGUUCAUUCAUUGAUUUUGGACUCCCUGAAGAGACUCGAGGAUAAUUUGCCUGUCAGAGAGUUUUCCAUGCCGAGAGGAGCAAAUACCUUUUGCUAUUGUAUUAAAGCAAAUGUGAUUGUCACUGGAGGCGAUGAUAAAGUCCUCCGAUUGUGGCACCCCAAUAUCAGCACCAAGCCUGUGGGGAAACUUGUGGGACACAUGUUCAGUAUCUCUGAGAUCGUAACUAAUGAAAAAGAUCAACACGUCAUCAGUCUUUCCUCUGCAAAGGUCUUCAGGGUGUGGGAUAUACAGACUCUUUCACUACUACAAGUCUUCCAUGACAGUCAGGGAGGACCAGGAGACAUGCAGAUUUACUCCAUGGUAUAUGAUGCCAAUCAUGGCAUGCUUAUUACAGGGUCUAGUGUUAUGGACAUGUAUCCUCUGACUAGGAUGAUACAAGAUACAAAACAGAUUCCUCACACUCAUGAGCGAGAGAUCAACGUCAUGCUUUACAACAAACAUUUCCAACAAGUACUCACUAUCUGCUCUGAAUCUAUCAUUAAGGUAUGGGAACUUGAGACUGGCCUCCAAAUAUAUCAGAUUUUAGACCCUCAUGGCUUCAAUAUUGAACUGACUUCUGCAGCUAUCGAUGAAAGUGGAUUUAUUUUUGUCACAGGAGCAUAUAAUGGAACAGUCAAAAUCUGGGACUUUGGCAGUGGGCAAGAGAUGAAAGUGUUGCCGGAAGGAAAAGAUUGGAAGGAAGAAGAGCACAGGUUGCAACGCCUGAUUUUCCUCAAAGCCCAAGAGAAACACCAGUACCUGGUCCUUGCCUUGGAGCAUAACGGGACUAUCAAGAUGAUCCAGGGUAAGGAAGAUGAUGCUUACCUCACAGUGACCUGGGAACUUCCUGAUGUUGUACCUUUCCUGCAAAGUGGAAAUCAUGUUGUUCAUCUGAGGAUGUCGACUAGAAAUAGGAACAUGGCUAUUCCUUUCCCAGAUGUUGAGUUAAUAGUUGAGAGAAGCUCUUCUCAACCUACUCAU
Molecule: messenger RNA, 2182 nt
Organism: Carlito syrichta (Philippine tarsier)
Lineage: Eukaryota; Metazoa; Chordata; Mammalia; Primates; Tarsiidae
Gene: WDR64
Product: WD repeat domain 64
Exons: 15
Molecular function (GO): protein binding
Source: RefSeq, a predicted model, not a curated record